Paramormyrops kingsleyae is the source of this 3054-nucleotide messenger RNA. Its product is annotated as WD repeat domain phosphoinositide-interacting protein 2. Gene Ontology annotation, molecular function: protein binding. The record is from RefSeq and is a predicted model, not a curated record. NCBI's taxonomy places the organism in Eukaryota, Metazoa, Chordata, Actinopteri, Osteoglossiformes, Mormyridae.
UAGCCGCGCAUGCGCAUGACACAUGCACGGCUCCGCGCUAGCAAAACAACAACAGCCAGGAGGAAGGGGGAGAAGCAGCGUCGGUGAGAGGCUGAGCGUUCACGGCCGGGCCCCCCGCUCCGGAUGCUGCGUGUCCCGCGGCCGCUGCACCUCUGCAUGCUGCUGAACCGAUGAACCUGGCCAGUCAGAGCGGGGAGGCUGGCUGCGGCCAGCUCCUCUUCGCCAACUUCAAUCAGGACAACACGUCCUUAGCUGUCGGCACCAAAUCUGGAUACAAGUUCUUCUCUUUGUCUUCGGUUGACAAGUUAGAACAAAUUUAUGAAUGUACUGACACUGAAGAUGUCUGCAUUGUGGAGAGAUUGUUCUCCAGCAGUCUUGUUGCAAUCGUCAGCCUUAAAGCUCCCCGGAAGCUUAAGGUGUGUCACUUUAAAAAAGGGACUGAGAUCUGUAACUACAGCUACUCCAACACUAUCCUGGCUGUGAAGCUCAACAGGCAGAGGCUGAUAGUAUGUUUGGAAGAAUCACUCUACAUUCACAAUAUCAGAGACAUGAAAGUACUUCACACUAUCCGAGAGACCCCACCUAACCCAUCAGGCUUGUGUGCCCUCUCCAUUAGCAACGAUAACUGCUAUUUGGCUUACCCUGGAAGCGCAUCGAUAGGAGAAGUUCAGGUUUUCGACACCAUCAAUUUGCGAGCGGCUAACAUGAUCCCUGCACACGACAGUCCCUUGGCGGCACUGGCAUUUGACACGAGCGGCACCAAACUGGCCACUGCCUCCGAGAAGGGGACGGUCAUCCGCGUGUUCUCCAUUCCAGAAGGGCAGAAGCUUUUUGAGUUCAGGAGGGGAAUGAAGAGGUGCGUCAGUAUCUGCUCACUGGCCUUCAGCAUGGAGGGCUUGUUCCUGUCAGCCUCCAGUAAUACAGAAACUGUGCACAUCUUCAAGCUGGAGACUCUGAGGGAGAGGCCGCAGGAGGAGCCCACCACCUGGACCGGGUACUUUGGCCGGGCCUUGAUGGCGUCCACCAGUUACCUUCCUGCUCAGAUGUCGGAGAUGUUCAGCCAGGGCAGAGCGUUUGCCACUGUCCGCUUGCCCUUUUCGGGCCACAAGAACAUCUGCGCUCUUGCCAUAAUCCAGAAGAUCCCCCGUCUGCUCGUGGCAGCGGCUGACGGUUACUUGUACAUGUACAACCUGGACCCUCAGGAGGGCGGGGAGUGUACACUGACCAAGCAGCACAGGUUGGAUGGCAGCGUGGAACCAGCCAAUGAAAUCCUGGAACCGACAGCCCACGAUCGCCCGCUGGUGGCUCAGGGAUAUGCUGCGGCUGUGGCCAAAGGUUACCCGGAGGACCAGGGAGCCGUGGGGGGGGCUGGUUUGGAGGACGACAUGAACUCCCUGCGCCUGGACGAGGACAACGAGCAGCCGCCCAUGAUCCUGGAGACGGACUGAGCGGCUCGGGCCGUGGUGGGGGGACGGGACGCCCGGGGUGGGGGUGUGAGGGCGACUGGCUGAGGCUGCCCCUGAAACCUGUAAGUGGUGAGGGGGUUGACAGCAGUGAGUCUGACAAAACUGUGUAUGUACUGUAUGUAUAUAUAAACGUAUAUAUAAAAAAGCAGUUUUCUUACAGUGGCUCUGAAACCCAGACAACUGUAUGGUCUUUCUUAACUAAGCAGUAGUUUCCUUGAUGGGGGUGUGUGAAUUCUCCCGGCUUUGCAUGCACACGUGCCAAGUAUGUAAUCGCUAGUCGCCUUUCGCUUCGAUGCCGACUGUACAGACGCUUCCGGCAGGCCGCCCUUCUGCUCCCGUGUAUGGCUGGCGUCCACUGGCGGUGCUCUGACAGGCUUCCCAUGGGGGGAGGGGAGCCUGAACAGCAGCCCCCCCUUGAGGAUGCACCAGUAAUGGCCACUCCGCACCCAAUAGCUAGAUCUUCCCCCUGCAGCCUGUCCGCUCCUUAUAAACACAUACUCGUGUGUGGCAUGCUAAUGUGAUGGGAAUUUAUGCCCUGAGCCUGUGCAUUGUAAAUAUGGACAUGUGUAACGGAGAGGAGCGUGGGGCGUCACACGGCCUCUUCAGCGGAAGUGCGGCCCACAGUCUCCCUGGAUUGAAGAGUCGGCUUGGCGAACAACCUGGGUUAACGGACCCUGGCACCGAUGUUUCAGGCAACGCAACUGUUUUGAUGAAAUGUUGGCUUUCUUCUCAGUCUGUGACCUCUCUUCUCUGGCUUCUUAAAAAUUUCAUCCCAAGUUUUAUUUUGCGUAUUAAGGAAUGACAUAAUGUCACUCAUCUCUCUUAUUUAUUUCUUAAUUUUAAGCAAUAGUUUUCGGCUGCGCGGUAAGGGAAACACUACGAAAGCACAACAGGUUGACUGACUAUAGCGUUUCUGAUUCAUCUGAAUCCUGUGUUUUUUUCUUUUCUUUUGGAUUACGUGGUAAAAUGCACAAGUUCCAUGCUAAAGUUGAGUCCUUUUAACCUCUCUGGACAUUGGUUCUGGAUUGUUUCUCUGCAGGUUAUAUGACAUUAAUUGAUAGGUGCAUGUUUGAUAGGAGAAGUAUUCCAGAUACAUUAGAACCUGCAGCCUGAAUUCGUCCCAGCUGACUGGUUCAGUGUAUGGGACGGGCUGGUCCUGGCCAAUCAGGGCAGAGAAAACCUUACUUGUUUGAGCCCUGAAGAUGCUGAUUGGUGGUUUAAGAUUAUUCAAGUUUUCUUUCCAUCACUUUCUCACGGUAAACCCAAGAGUGCAGUGCACUGUAGACAAAUAUCACACAGGUCAGGGUCUUUAUAAAACUGUGUUUCAGUCUCCAUUCAUGCAGUGGAACGCGUACUGUUGCUAUGAUGUUAUUCGUGUUGGUGAACGAGGCAGUUUGGCUCUCAUAUGUUCAGUUAAUCCAAACAUAGCAGACUAACAGCUCAUUGUAAAGAAUGGUUUUUCUGUUUGAGAAUCAGACUGCUGAAGAUAGACCAUGGUGUUUUCUAAUGAUUUUUUUUGUAUAAAAUGUGAAUUGUUCCUCAAACUGACAUUCUGUGUGAGUAAAUAAAAAAGUCAAUGUACUUAAAA